CCUAUAUCUAACAAUCUACUGUUAAGCUACUAAGGGUAAAAGUCACCGUGUUUGAAGAUGACUUUUACGGCUGACUUUUCCGCAAAAGUCACCCGAUCCCGCGGGCAUGAGGGGUCUCUCAUUAUUUUAACAUCACAAUACAUCAAACACCUGUGCCAUGAUUAUGUGACGAACGCUGCAGCUAGAAACUCCUCUCUACUCAUAACAAUCGUUCUUGACUUGGAGCCACAUCGCAGGUUGCCUUUGUGACUUGCAUAUACACAUUCAAAUUCCAAAACUUUUGCACGAAAAAGAUGCCAAAAAGCUCACGCGAAAACAUAUUAAAUUUGCCGGGGUGUUCACUAAGGCUGUUCCCUUGCUUCCAAGCCGCGGCCUAGCGGAGCGCCUGGAAUCAAGGGCAGGCCAAAAACGCCAAGGGCGGCACUCACAAGCCAGCCAAGCGUGUUGCCGAUGCCGCAGCUGACAACGAAUGUGAUCCACAACGCACCCCGGACCCCUUCUACGGCCAACAGCAGGGAGAGGAAGGGCAAUCCUCCCAACAACAGCUAUCACAGCAGCAAGAUCCGCAGGCACAGCAGUCACCCCAGGACGCCGCAAUCCCCCAGCAGCAGCAGCAGCGGGAGGCUUUCCGUAUUGGUAGUAACCCUUUUAAGUGGCUUCAGCAGGAGUUCCGUUCCGACGAACCCUGGGCAGACAUGGUGGACUGAGUGAGGACUCCCCGACAGAGACAGGGGCCUAGAGGCACUACCCUUCGUAUUGGCUCUUUCAAUGCGCAGGGCCUGUUGAUGCCCCUGCAUGCUGCUAAGGUUCACGCGGCAGUCAGGGUAUGGGUUGAACUUCGCUUAGACAUAGUUUGUGUUCAGGAGACACACCACUCCAGGCCUGAACAGCAACACCUGUUCGAACGGGAACUUCGUGCAGCGUCUGAACAGCUGCAUGCGGCCGGUUGGGUUGUCGCCUCUUCAGCCCUGGCCCCUACCAGCAGGGCCAAAGGAGUGAUUAUCUUACUGCGUUCGGAUUUGGCUUCCAGUCUUCAAUCCAGUCGAACACCAGCUCAUCUGGUGGUUAGCCAUUCGGAGGCAGGCAGAUUGACGCAGUUCUCCUUUAAGUGGGGUGGUCAUCAACUGCAUCUUCUGAAUGUGUAUUUUCCAACCAGUGCGCAGAAUGCAGCUCGUAAGGAGUUUCUGGAACGUUCUAUUCUCCCGGUGGCAGCGUCAGCAGCUCAGGCUGGGGAUACGUUGCUGGUAGCUGGCGAUUUCAACUUUGUAGCUGAUCCACAGCACGACUCUUCAGCCGGGCCGGGUGGACGGCAGUAUGACGCAGCCAUUGCUAGACUGUUCCAGGAUCGAUGCCAGGAUCUGGUUGAUACUCAUAGAUUCCUCCAUCCUCACAGGAGAGACUUCACUCACCUGUACAGGGCGCCGCACCCUGGCGGGUCUCGUCUGGACAGGGUUUACUCUUCGUCAGCCCUGCUGCCGUUUGUGGCCCAUACCAGUGUUUCGGUCUCCACACCGUCGGAUCAUCGGGUCGCAACAGUGCAGCUGCUGCCACGUGUUAUGGCUGCACGGGGACCAGGGGUUAGACGGGUUCGUACCUUCUUCACAGCUCAUUCCGACCUGAGGCAGAGUAUGGAGGAUUGGAUUGUGCAGGAGACCAGACCGAAGCGAUCUCAUGGCCUGCCCAAAUGGGUGUGUAGCAUGGAGGGGUGACGGUGCGGUGGGGUGGUUGGGUGCGUUUUCGCGGCUGUUUACGAGGGCGGCGUGUGGGAGUCACAUUUGGGAUGGUGAGCUGGCGGCGUAGGGACGUGGAUGUGGACUUCUACAUGGGCGAGCGUAAGGCACAAAUUGUGCCCAUGGGCACGUUGCACCGGCUAGCCAGGCGUCUGUGGCCCUCGGGGGCAAGUUGUGUUGCUGAGGAGGGUCACAAGCGUGUUGGCGACAAGGGCGUAACAGAGGCGUGCACAUAACGAAAAGCGCGUUCCUAUGAAUCAGUUGACCUCGCUGUCACCCUCAUCCGUGUCCUGACUAUGGCUAUCCGAGCCGUCAUCUCCCUCGUCCUCCCCAUCCGAGUUUGCAUCCUCAUCAUCGUCGCUAAAGGAUUCCUGCACCUUCUCAGAACUGCACUCAUAACAAACAACAUACCUAUACCGCUCUCCUCUUGAGCGCGGCUUGCAACUUUGUGACCUUUGUCUAUGCAAUGAUGCGUUGUCGUCAGCGAAACAGUGGUUACCUUUAUAGGCUUCACUUUGAGCAUCCAUACCUUUUUGAAUUUGUUCCUUCCGCCGUCGAAUCCGCACCAUGCGUGCUGUAACACUGGGCCGCC
This is a messenger RNA of Astrephomene gubernaculifera, 2322 nucleotides long. The record is from the annotation of a GenBank genome assembly. NCBI's taxonomy places the organism in Eukaryota, Viridiplantae, Chlorophyta, Chlorophyceae, Chlamydomonadales, Astrephomenaceae.